AUGGAUGUUUGGAAUCAUUACGACAGAGAUGGCAAUGGUUUCAUUGAUGGAAACGAACUAAAUGACUUCUUGUUGGAAUUGGUAACAAGUGUGACCCUAUCUGAUGUUGGCACAGAGGUGGUUUCCGAUGUUGCUUUUGGUGACGCCAAAGAUCUCUUCAUGUCAGCUUUUGAUGAGAAUAAUGAUGGGAAAAUUGAUAUCAGAGAGCUGGCCCAACUACUUCCGAUGGAGGAGAAGUUCUUGCUUCUAUUCAGAAGAGAGCAUCCAUUGGAGUCCAGUGUUGAAUUCAUGCAGACCUGGAAAAAAUUCGAUGCUGACCAUAGCGGUUAUAUUGAAGCAGACGAACUGAAGAAAUUCCUGCGUCAUCUGCUGAAACAAAGCAGCUGUGAGGCGACUGAAGACGAACUGAUAUGUUACGCUGAAACAAUUCUGAAACUCUUUGAUCGGAAUAAUGACGGGAAGCUGCAGUUAAGCGAAAUGUCAAAACUUUUGCCUGUAAAAGAAAACUUUCUUUGUCGGCCGAUGUUUAAGGGUGAUAAAGCUCUGACGAAAGACGAUUUAGACCGGGUGUUUUCCUUGUAUGAUCGGGAUAAGAAUGGCACAAUUGAAAAUGAAGAACUCCAUGGCUUCUUGAAAGAUCUUAUGGAACUUAUCGAAGAGGAUUACAAUACAGAAGACAUUGAAGACUCCAAGAAAGUACUUCUGGAACAGUGUGAUCUGAACAGGGACGGCAAGAUCAACAAAAAUGAGCUUACUAUGUUACUGAUGUCCUACGAUCAAGUUCGUUUGACCACCACGGACCCAUUAAAGUGA
Acanthosepion pharaonis is the source of this 813-nucleotide messenger RNA. The record is from the annotation of a GenBank genome assembly. Lineage: Eukaryota; Metazoa; Mollusca; Cephalopoda; Sepiida; Sepiidae.